Molecule: messenger RNA, 408 nt
Organism: Orussus abietinus
Lineage: Eukaryota; Metazoa; Arthropoda; Insecta; Hymenoptera; Orussidae
Exons: 4
Coding region: 1-408 (135 amino acids)
Source: RefSeq, a predicted model, not a curated record
AUGUGGAUAGUCGCAGGUACGUUGAAAAUUUCUCUCAGGGUAUAUAGCACCGAUUUCUCGGGAGGGCGAAGGGGGGAUGUCUUUGUGUCCUGGCGAAAGAAUUUUGUUUUGAGUCAGUCCAGUUUCGACACGCGCGCGAGGCGGAGCUCCUCAUCCCUUUCGAUCCAUCUCCGAGGUUAUUCAGAGCGUGAUCCAAGCGUGUCCGUUGGAGGCGAUGUUAUCACGCACAACGUCAGCGAUAGGCCGUACUUCGAGCUGAACGUACAACGUAAUGUGACAACCGCUGUUGGUCAGACUGCUUUCCUGCAUUGUUGGGUGCACGAAAUCGGCGACAAGGAGGUUAUUUGGAAUGCGAGAGUACCGGCAAGUACCGGCACAAGCAAUUGUCCCACCAGUCACAUUUGCUGA